Colletotrichum godetiae is the source of this 1686-nucleotide messenger RNA. RefSeq lists its product as uncharacterized. Lineage: Eukaryota; Fungi; Ascomycota; Sordariomycetes; Glomerellales; Glomerellaceae. Bases 1 to 1686 code for a protein of 561 amino acids. The transcript has 2 exons. Gene Ontology annotation, molecular function: protein binding. The record is from RefSeq and is a predicted model, not a curated record.
AUGCAGAAGCUGCCGAUUGAUGUUAUGUUCGACAUUGCCGAGCGGCUCGCCCCCCAGGAUGUUUGGAGUCUUAGUCGUGUCUGCAAACAGUUUGGUUAUCUCACGCACAAUGAAACCAUUGCAAAAGCGGCACUCGAGAAGCACGCUGCGUAUUCGAUCGAAAUGAAGGAGGCGCGACAGUCCGGAUGUUACGCCCAGGCAUUACGCCGACGAGUCAAGCUCCAAGAUGCUGUCACCACAGCCAAACCUUACUCGGUAGGCAUUGUCGCGUGGGCUGAUCAGUAUAUAUACUGCAACGGCAUGCUUUGCUAUACACAGAACGAAACCAAGGAAUUUUUCUUGCUCAAUCUUCAUCAGUCGGUGCCGAACGAGAUCGUAAUCAACGUGGACGAACUUCUUGCUACCACAAAUCAAACCCCUCCGAGCGAGAAGUACGAGCUCAGACCCAUACACUAUUCAGACAACAUCCUCUCUUGGCUGUACAUCCCGCUUGAGAAUACAGGCCGCAACAAACUUUUCGUCACCAGUAUCGAGAGACGUGUCACUUUCCCUCCCAUAGACAUCGACUCGCACCAGAAGCUGUUUGUCAGGAAUAAUUCGGAUUAUUUAUACUGCGGCACUUAUCCCGAUACUGGCAAUGACGACAAUAUCGACGAUGACGACGACAACUUCUGGAAGCUGCAGUGCUUCAACAUCGGGAGGAAAGAAUGGCUGAAUGGCGUGCUUGAACUCAAGGAAGUCGCCGGUCCUGAUAUUGGUGCCACCGCGGCGUUUGAGAUUUUCGGCCAUCAUUUCUACGCGGCUUCAAGUGUGCAGCCGACUGCAUUCGGCGAAGAUGUUUAUCUUUCACGUUAUUACGGCGUUCGCUAUCCCCUCGGUAUAUGCAGAGCCGAGGAUAAGCAGCUGCUAUCUGAGUCCAUGUUUCGUCGCGAUCACCGCGAAGGGCCGAUUGAUGACAGAUGGAGCACCCUUAGUCUCGAAAAGAACCCCAAAACAGGAGUCCUUGAGAUCGUGGAGUGCCGAAGGGAACACUCUGCUAAGGGCGACGGGAACUCGAGGACCGCGUACCGGACGGCAGUUCAGAUUUGCAACGGCGAUUUUGCUGACGAUUUCCUGGUUGGAGAAGGCAGCGAGCAGAAGCUCGUAGAGUUUUGUGGCUUUCAAGGCCAGGCACCAAACCUCAAAGAAUAUCCAUCAACCCCACACCGAGGGGACGAUGGAUUCACGGAGCCGUUGGUCACCUCUAACAAUUGCUUGAUGAGGUCUUAUAACAUCCACUGCGAAGCUUUUAUAGACCUUUUCAACCUUGCCGCUGCAGAUGGCCUGUCUUCUGGCCUAAACAUACGAACCAUAAGUCGUUCGCAGGCGGUAUCGCACGAGCAACCAGAUUCUCAAGAAACAGGGAAUGAAGCCAAUCGAGUUGAGAGUGUCAUAUCUUACUGGCCACCGCAGACGGACCCAGACGAAACCCGUGACGGAUCGGAAUAUUUGGCUCACGUCCUGCGUGUUCAAGAACCACACUGGGACAUUUUCGGAAUAGCUGAUGACCGUUCUCUUGUUUACAUCCAGGGAGGCCGAGAGACCAAAGAUCUGAAACCUCUGGUUUUCAUCUCUUUUGACCCUUCCAUCAAGCUGCCUGGGGUUUGCAAAUGGCUGGGGGCCCACUGCAGAGCAACAAACAUUUGA